AUGGAUCUCGCAAACACACUCAUUCGGAGCGUGGUCCGCGCUUUCUAUGAGACUCGCCAUAUUCUGGUCAUAGAUGCGCUGUUCCUACACUCCGUACUCCACGCCGAGGAUCUAGCUUUCUUAAUGGGCAUGCAGCAGAAAGAUCUGCGCAAACUCUGCGCCCGACUGCGGGAGGAUCGCAUGCUUGCAGUAAGCACACGUGCUGAAAUCCGUGAUGGAUCUACUCGUCCGGUCAACCGUGAAUAUUACUACAUCCCUCUUCACCCUGUCAUUGACGCCAUUAAGUACAAAGUCUCGAAACUCACAUCGACAAUUAAACUGCAGUACACCCCAAGCGAGGACCGAAAGGAAUACAUCUGUCUGCGAUGCGACACUGAGUGGACAGAGCUGGAUGUCCUCAGCCUGGUCUGCGAGGAAGGCUUCGAGUGCCAGAACUGCGGUGCAGUCCUAGAACGAACGGAAGAUGUCAAGGGUGUAGAGGGAAUUGACCGCACUGGUCACGAGAAGAACAGCAAGCUCAUGGCACAACUGGAUAACAUGUUGAAGCUGUUGAAGCAGAUUGAUACAGUGGAAAUUCCACCCAACGAGUUUGAUACUGCAUGGGAUCACAAGGUCGAAGUCGCCCGCAACCAGCAGACUCACCCUGUUCGUGCCGCUAUUCCUGUGGCCGUCAAGCAGCAAGAUAUCACCCGCGGCACAGCCAAGACAGAUGCCUCAGCUCUGGAAAUCUCGCUUACAUCAAGCGAAGAGAAGAGUGCUGCCGAUCAAGCUGAGGAGGCCGCUCGCAAAGCUGCCGUGGAGAAGCAGAAUGCACUACCCGUGUGGCACACGCACUCUACCGUCAACUCUGCAGCAACUGGCGAUGCCUCGGUCAAAAAUGAGGUUGGUAUCCCAGUCAAGGCCGAGAUUGGUGACGAAGAAAAGAAGCCUACCGAUGCAUUGGACGACAAGGUGGCCGCAUACUACGCAGAAAUGGAGAGAGAGAAAGCCAUCCAGGCCGAACAAGAUGCCAGCAGUGCUGAAGAGGAUUCUGAUGAUUUCGAUGAGUUCGAAGACGUUGGUCUUUCUGGGCCAAGUGGCCCCGGUACCCCUGCCACCGGAACUGGGCCGACCAGUGCUCCUGUGUCUUCUACUGCACUUACGGGUAUGAAGCGAGAUAUUGACGCGACAUCGAGUGCAGCACCAUCUUCUGUUGGCACACCCCUCACCCCAUCCGACGAUGGCCCUGCCUCUAAGAAGAUUAAGGCUGAACCUGGUCUUCCUAUCGAGUCAGUCAUCAAAUCUGACCCCGAUGCUAAGGCCGAAGCCGAAGUAAAGAAUGAGGAAGAGUCAGAUGAGGACGAAGAGGAUUUUAUUGAUGUUUAA
Penicillium taxi is the source of this 1365-nucleotide messenger RNA. Its product is annotated as putative transcription factor TFIIE complex alpha subunit. Gene Ontology annotation, biological process: transcription initiation at RNA polymerase II promoter; transcription open complex formation at RNA polymerase II promoter. The record is from RefSeq and is a predicted model, not a curated record. Gene Ontology annotation, cellular component: transcription factor TFIIE complex. The coding region runs from base 1 to 1365 and encodes 454 amino acids. The transcript has 3 exons. NCBI's taxonomy places the organism in Eukaryota, Fungi, Ascomycota, Eurotiomycetes, Eurotiales, Aspergillaceae.